ACCCUGCAAAAACUCACCGCUCCAGGUAAUCAAUUUCCUGAGUUGUGUGAGACGCGCCCUUCUUGCCUCUCUCCUUAGCUUGUAGCUCCUAAUCUCCUCUCGCCUCCCUCUCUCUAGACGAGUUCAACCACUCUGCCUCUCUUGGCCACGGCCAUACUGUCCCUGGAGUCGUGUCCUUUGACCUCAAUCAAAGGUGAAUCUGGGCUCUCUCCUCUCUACAAUACUGCGAUUGUGCCUUGCGCUACCUCCUGCUCCGGUGUUCGCUGUCACAGGCAAAGAUGAAAUUGGACGUGGAUGUCUUAAGAUAUCUCUCCAAAGAUGAUUUUAGGGUUUUAACUGCUGUUGAGAUGGGCAUGAGAAAUCAUGAAAUUGUACCUACAGAGCUCAUUGACCGUAUCGCUUCUCUCAAGCAUGGAGGCACAUACAAGGUUUUAAAAAACUUGCUCAAGCAUAAGCUGCUGCACCAUGACUCCUCCAAAUAUGAUGGGUUUCGUCUCACCUACCUUGGCUAUGAUUUCCUUGCAAUUAAAACGAUGGUCAAUCGUGGAGUAUUUGCUGCUGUCGGUCGUCAAAUUGGAGUUGGAAAGGAGUCUGAUAUAUUCGAGGUUGCUACAGAGGAUGGCACAGUGUUGGCAAUGAAGUUGCACAGACUUGGCAGAAUUUCUUUUAGGGCUGUCAAGUCUAAGCGUGAUUACUUGCGGCACCGCAGUAGUUAUAAUUGGCUCUACUUAUCCCGACUUGCUGCACUUAAAGAAUUUGCGUUUAUGAAGGCUUUGGAAGAACAUGGUUUUCCUGUUCCAAAAGCUGUGGACUGUAAUAGGCAUUGUGUGGUUAUGUCACUUGUUCAAGGUUACCCACUCGUGCAGGUGAAGCAAUUGCAGAAUCCAGAAACAGUUUUUGAAACAAUAAUAGGCCUUGUUGUUCAUCUUGCAGAACAUGGCCUCAUUCACUGCGACUUCAAUGAAUUUAACAUUAUGAUUGAUGAUGAUGAGAAGGUCACCAUGAUUGAUUUUCCUCAGAUGGUGUCUGUGUCACAUCGAAAUGCUCAAAUGUAUUUUGAGCGUGAUGUUGAAUGCAUCUUUAAGUUUUUUAGUAAGAGAUAUAACCUGUCCUUUAAAGAACACACAGAUGAAAAUGAUGGUUCAGAUGUAGAUUCAGAUGAAAAUGGAAGACCUACCUUUUCUUCUAUAUCAAAAUCAGCUGGUUUUCUUGACAAGGAACUUGCUGCCAGUGGAUUUUCAAGGAAAGAUCAGGAUGACAUAGAGAAAUUCAUUGAAGGUGGGAAUGAGAAGGAUAGAAACUCUGACACUGAAGGAACUGAAGAUGAAGAACAUGAAUCUGAGUCAAGUGAAACAAUCAACAGGACCUUAGAUUCUUUGCACUUGCUAGAGAAGGAGGAAAAUGCUUUGAACUUUGUUGAAGAGGACAAAGUAGAUGAGAAUCAACAGAGCUGUGAAACAGGUCAAAACAAUGGGUCUGAAUCAGAAGAAGCGAGUGACAAGGAAGAAGAAAGUCAGACUCUAAAUACAGGUGAUGUUGAAUUGGUCAAGCGUCUAAACAAGCAGAGAAGGCGUGCCAUAUUAUCAGCUCAAGGGGGACGGAGGAGUCUUGCCUCUAGAAAUUCCUAUAAGGACAAGGGUGGUAAAUCCUCUCAGAAUUCGAAACUUAAGAAACAUUUAAGUAGCUGGUGAACAGUACAAAAAAUAUGCAUCGUAGUCUUAGAUAGAGACUUGAAGUCAGCUGUUUGCGGUAAUGUACUACUCUGAUGAGAUCCUAACUUCAGUGAAAUGGGCAUGAAGCUGAUAACAUGAUUAGGAUUUUUAAUCCAGUUUUUGUCCCUGGAAGAUGAGUUAUAUAUAGGUUCUGUUUAUAGCAAUAGAUUAUGAGAAGUUUGUGAUACAGAAAUAGCAAAUAGUGCUUUGCAGAAUGUUCAUUGUAAGAGUUUUGCUUGUUGUUCUUGAAGAAGAAAUGCAGGUGAAAUCAUCUUCCAAGAUUGGGGUCAUGUUCUCGACUCAAGUUGUUUUCCUAAAUGUUAUUGCCUUGCUCAACUCUUUUAGCCUCUAUGUUGUUCUUUCGCUUAGCACAUCAUGACUUGUAAAGUUGGUGAGAAUUUGUAUUUUUUGGAUUUGUCAA
Molecule: messenger RNA, 2133 nt
Organism: Hevea brasiliensis (rubber tree)
Lineage: Eukaryota; Viridiplantae; Streptophyta; Magnoliopsida; Malpighiales; Euphorbiaceae
Product: serine/threonine-protein kinase rio2
Exons: 14
Coding region: 279-1691 (470 amino acids)
Biological process (GO): protein phosphorylation; maturation of SSU-rRNA
Cellular component (GO): nucleus; cytosol; preribosome, small subunit precursor
Molecular function (GO): ATP binding; protein serine/threonine kinase activity
Source: RefSeq, a predicted model, not a curated record